CCUGGAUGCGGAGAACGACAACUGUGACGUCACAGGCACAGAUAACAAGAUGGCAGACGAUGACAAGUCACCGCUGCUCAAACUAGAAGACGAGGAUGAAAUUGACAGCCCCAGACGUCAAAUCCACAGUUUAUUUCAACGAGAAAAUAAUCAUGUCAUCGAAGAAGAUGCCAUUAAUAUUAGCGGGAGUAAUUCGGCUUCUAAUUUAGCAGAAGAUGACCAUAUUGUUGCCAUUUUCGUGGUUGCAUUUGACACCAGAUCAGGUAAUGUGAUAGAAUGGUGUAUGCCUGAGGACACAGAUCUGGAAGGUGUAGAGUUCAAGGCCAUGACAAGUGGAUCCCACACUCUAGACACAGAUUUUGUAUAUUUUCGAAAAGAUAAUUUAUUUGGGCUUUCCUGUUUUGAGAACAUGCGUGUUGAGAGUGAGAUAGAGCGAGGAGCACGGAUGAAGUCUGUAGGUAUCCUAGCCACCUCCUACACCUUGUUGUACAGACAUAUGCAGUUUUUAGAGACCCAGGUCAGGCACCAAUUAGAAAUCCCUGGCAAGUAUACUCAGCUAAAGGCAUUUUACGAUGACAAGAAGGGCACGCUGCCAGCGGGUAGUACAUCCGACAUCUUACUCCAGCUUCCCUCCCCAGCCUCGACUCCCUCCACCCCCAGCAGAGAGCUGUUACCCGAGCUUAGGAUCACACAUCCUGCUGGUUGUUUUGCACAGUUUAUGAAGUUUUUCGGAGAGCAAAUAUUCAUCCUGUGGAAAUAUGUCCUUUUACAAAAGCGACUUUUGUUUUUCUCGCCACCUCCAAUUGGUGUGGUGUGCUACAGAGUGUAUUGCACAUGUUGUUUGGGGAACCAUGAUAUAGAAGGCCUAGGGAGCCAAAGUAUCAAACCCCAUUUCUACAUCAAUGUUGCUGACAUUGAGACUCUGGAGUCAGAAGUGGCCUAUAUAGCAUGUACGACAGAGAAAAUAUUUGAGAGUAAGACCCACCUGUAUGAUGUAUAUAUAAACAACCAGAAUGUUACAACACAUUCUCCUAUCCUCAGAGACUUGCUCAAGGUCAGCGAUGCCGACAAGGACAAGUUUGCCAAACUCAACAAUCAACGGUCAGCCCAUCUGUUUUCUAUGCAGGAGUUGGGAGAUCAGAACACAAACGAAGAGGAGAUAUUUACCUCGUUCUUCACAGAGCAGAACAACCGUUUGUUCCAGACAUUACUGGACGUGUCAUGUUCCCAGGAUCGUCAGCUGACGUCUGAGCACAUGAGGAGCAUGGGGCUGGACCCCCAGGGGGACCGGGCAUUCCUCAUGGAGCUGGUGGAAGCUUACGGCAUUGACGUCGUCCUCAUGGUGGACAACCCCUGCUGUCCUAAGUGACUAUGCCCAGUCAGGAGCGGAUGACAAGGCACCAUGAGAUUACACAGGUCUAUUCAGGGCUGUGUCUAGUGGGAAAUGACAAGCAUAACCAACCAAAUUGUGAGAGUUUGCCUAAGAGCGUCUUGCAUGGGUCAGCAUCAUUUGGUGAUUUUCCAGAAGAACAGAUUAGGCAUGUGCCAUCAAUCCAGUGUUGUCAACAUGAGCAUAGGUGGUCUGCUUUGAUGUUGGACAGUGGGAUAUGUUCAUCAAGGGGGGAGAACUCCCCUGUUAACCCCUCUUCCCUCACAGGUGGUUGAUUCUCUCUGGCUGGCACCAGUGUUACAUGGUGACCCUCUGCCAUGGUACAAGCGGAGUGGCUGGCUGGCUGGCUGGCUGGCUGGCUGUUGUGUGUUGCCAGUUGCCAAAAGAUGGAAUACCCUCCGAGAGCUUCAGACCAAUGUCCCCCAUGCUGGAAACUAGAUCAAACAAAUGUCCACCUUUGAACGAUGAACCCAUUCCUUGAAUGUAAACCAUUGUAUAAAUACACAUAAAUGUAUGGUGACAUUCAUAUGUGUAGUGGCAUUCCUGUUGUAUCAUACUUGUCUAUAUGAACUGCAUCAUAGGAUUCUGUAAUAUUGCUAAAAAUUGGACAAAGUCAGAAGAGCCUGAAACAUUUGUAAACCCAGUGUAACUGAUGAUUGUUAGUGUAACUGUGUUUUAGAGUGUGGUUGCCAUUCCAUUGUAUUAGAGCAGUUUGUGAUGCUCAUCUCUAGUGUGGUGUACACUUCCCACACUCUUGCUGGAACUGGUUUGUGCUGUCCCACACAUGCGUACACUGGGAGUUGAUUAACAUACACGUGUGUAGUCACAGAUUGGAGAGUUCAGGUGAAGUAAUCACUCAAGACCAUCAAUAAAAUUAUCUUUUUCAGCAGUACCCAAAUAGAAAUUCGGUAGUGAAUUCUUUUUAGAAGAACAGAUUUAAAAAGAAAUAGAAUUCAGAGAAAGAAGUGGAAGCGUCUUAAUUUCGGGAGUCUGUGGAAUUAGCCAAAACGAUGAUAUUUUUACUGAUGGCCGAGAAGCUGACACUACCAGUGCAGAUACCUCGUUGUAUGUGGGCUCUAUUUAGCAACUGCCAGGGUCUUAAAGCUGCCUUUAUGACUAUUUCUGUGUACUAUUUUUCUGUUGCUGUACAUUGCACAAUUUUUGCUUGCUCAUUUGUUUUAGGGUAUUUUGUCCCUGGGUGGAAGCGUUUAAGAUCAAACCAACCCUCGAGCAGACUUUUGAAUGAGUGCUGAAUAUAUAGUCUAAUCUUAUUGGAAAUAGGUUACUAUUUAUAGCACGGGAUGGGGGCAGGGAAGCUAUUUUCAAAGGGCGUGUCUACGAACCUACAUAACAAAAUGGCUGCUUUCUAAAACGAAAUUCAGGGGAAGAGCAGCUGAAUGUGUACCAAUCACUGAAAACAAGGACUUCUAUAAACCUCCAUGUACACGUAGGUGCACAUAUAAUGCAUAUUAAUACAACAUAUGUAUACAAAGUCAGUAACCAUCUUUGUAAAGUUUGUAAAUUAAAUUGAAUUGUCUUUGAUGUACAUAAAACUAUGUGCCAGCAUCAGCAUUAUCCUGUGUUCCCAGCAUCAGCAUAAUCCCAUGUUCCCAGCAUCAGCAUAAUCCCCUGUGUGCCUAGCAUCAGCAUAAUCCCCUGUGUGCUCAGCAUCAGCAUAAUCCCGUGUGCCUGGCAUCAGCAUAAUCCCCUGUGUGCUCAGCAUCAGCAUAAUCCCCUGUGUGACCAGCAUAGGCAUAAUCCCUUAUGGCUACAAGUGUAUAAUAGGGAUUUUUUUACAUAAAGGUCAUCAUUUAGUGGUAGUGCUUAAUUAACAUACAUGUAAUAUAUACUUUUAAUUUACAAACCACUUUUAUAUCCCUGAACUGUAUUCAUGUGUUUGAACAGCCAGGUAUGUGGAUCAAUGUCUGUGGUGCACAUUAACAUAUAAUAUACCUGAACAGAUCCAUGGCUGUGCAGUAGACUAAUUACCAA
Molecule: messenger RNA, 3382 nt
Organism: Liolophura sinensis
Lineage: Eukaryota; Metazoa; Mollusca; Polyplacophora; Chitonida; Chitonidae
Product: DENN domain-containing protein 11-like
Exons: 9
Coding region: 50-1369 (439 amino acids)
Cellular component (GO): cytoplasm
Source: RefSeq, a predicted model, not a curated record